This is a messenger RNA of Sporisorium graminicola, 1572 nucleotides long. RefSeq lists its product as uncharacterized. The transcript has a single exon. The record is from RefSeq and is a predicted model, not a curated record. Gene Ontology annotation, cellular component: multivesicular body. Gene Ontology annotation, biological process: late endosome to vacuole transport via multivesicular body sorting pathway. NCBI's taxonomy places the organism in Eukaryota, Fungi, Basidiomycota, Ustilaginomycetes, Ustilaginales, Ustilaginaceae. The coding region runs from base 1 to 1572 and encodes 523 amino acids.
AUGGACGAGCCACUCCCCAAUCCACCCGCAGAGCUCAAGGCGGUGCUGCCGUUCGUGCAGAGGGCCAACGAGCUGCGCACCGCCGACAAGGUGAUCGCUUACUGGUGCUGCUACUACGCGGCUCAGCUCGGUAUUGCUGGCAAUGCAAAGGAGAACGAGAGCAAGAUGUAUCUGCUCACACUCAUGGACACGCUCGAGGAGCUCAAAGCCAAAUUGGCAGACAACGACGCUGUGACCAACGAUGCAGCCAGUGCAGCCUACGUCGAAAACUUUGCGCUCAAGGUGUUUGUUGGGGCUGACAACGAAGACCGUGCAGGAAAGGCGACGAGAGCGACACCGAAAAAGUUCCUCGCGGCAAGUCAGUUUAUCGAGCUGCUCAAGAUCUUUGGCACGCUCGAGCCCGAGAUGCACGAGAAGAUCAAAUAUGCAAAGUGGAAGGCUGCCGACAUCGCAAAGGCGUUCAAGGAAGGCAGGAAGCCACAGGCCGGUCCUGCAGGUGGCGACCCAAAGCUGGAAGCUGCCACCCUCGAGGCUGCCAUGGGGCCAUCUACAGUCGACAGCAAGGAAGAAGAGGAAUAUCUUGCUCGAGAGAUGGCCAAGCUGACGACAGCAGCUCCGGACGAGCCGCCAACCAAUGCAGCAAGUGGGCUCGGGAUGACUCGUGGCAGCAGCUCGAUGAGCAACGACAAAGCUCUGCAAGCACCAUCCGACUUUGCUCCAGAAUCUCAUACAUUGGAUAGCGCUUCGCCAGACGCAGAGGAGAUGUGGAAGAGCAGGGGUAAGCCCGCCGCAGAGACCCUAUCGCGCAGCUCUUCUGCGCAGCGACGAGACAGCCUGGAUCGUCCACAGGUUCAACCCUCGAGCAGCUUCACGUCCAACCUUGGAUCAAGUCCUGGAUCUCGACCACUCCCUGUUCCGCCACAAAGGGAUGGUCUGCCCAUCCCACCGAUCAGCGCACAUCAGCAGCUGCUUGGAUCCAGUCCAGGUGUUGAUCAAGGAGCUGGCAGCGGCGGAGGGCCUGGUGCCGCGCCUGCUUCGUUCUGGGGAGCUUCUGCGCCGACGUUGGACCGAGACGAUUCGGCUGGUGCUCCAUCUGUACUUCCGUCUGUUCCCUCGGACCAUCUGCCGUCGCUAGGCAGCAGUGGGCUAGACAGCGGCCACCCGGCUAUCGAGAGAAUCGAUCCGCCGCGCUCGCCGGGCAUACCGAGCUUACCAACCACGCCCGGGAUGCUUCCGGGAGCGUCUGGUGCACACCAAGGCCCUUCCAUCCCAUCGGUACCGCCCACGGCGCCCACGACCGACUCGUUUGCGCCUCCUCAGCCGCCACGUCCCAUCGUUCCAUCGGUUGCAGCGCAAACUCCGGCCAGACCAUCUGCACCGUCAGCGCCAGCACUUGCGCCGGCGCCGGCGCCACCAGCUGUUUUCCCCGAAACGCUCGAUGCCAGGCUCUCCACGCGAGUUCAGAAGUUGGCCAAGGGAGCUGCCAGCGCUGUCGACUUUGAAGAUCUCGACACUGCUCGCAUUCAGUUGCGCCAGGCACUUGACAUUCUAGAAGGCAGAACGACCGUCUAG